GGUGGGUCGCUACGAAAGGUGUCAGUGAUGGGCACGCCGGAUAAGGCUAAGCAGCGCCAAUGGGGCUUAGGAAGGGGAGUGAGGAGGCGAUCCGCCUGUUGGACUCCGACAACAAAGUAGAGUGGGAAGCCGCGUUCCAGAGCUACGCGGCCAGCAUCAAGCGCCUGUCGCAAGAGAAAGGGAAGUCUGAGCUAGUGGAGUUGGAUCAGUGGUGGCGGACGGAAUUGCCGGCGGCCCUUGUCUCUCGCGGAGCAACGCCGUACCUGUUGAAGGACGAGCUCGUGAAGGUCGUGCAGUGGAAGCUGUGGAUAGGCCAGAUGCGGCCGUCCCUCCUCCAACGCGCGAAAGAGACCAGCGCAAACACGCCCUUAGUAGUGGGUAAAGACUACUGCGACCUGGGCCUCCCCACAACAAGGGAAGCCUGUGUCCUUAUUGGCGUCGACGAAUUACAAGAUGCUCUACUGGUACUGGAGGUAGGGGUGAGAGAUGGCGAAAAAGAAAUGAGCCGUGCAACGCGUCGCGAGAAGGCAGAAGAGGCGGAGAGCAGGAGGCUCGAGGAGCAGCAACGACGCCUUGAGCUGGAAGCUGAGCUAGAGCAGCUACAGCAACGCCUCGCCGCUAAGCAGCCGACAACCCCGCUGGCACGUGGGACACCCUCGGAACGCGUGCCUGCUUCACGCCCCUCGGGUGGUAGCAGUCCUCCGGAGGAAAAGUCGGAUGACCCCGAGGCUGCCGACCACGCUAGCAACACGAGCGGUGGUGACGGUGGCGAUGAUUCGGGCGAGCGUGACAAGUUCUUCGGCGGCGGGGGUAGAGACGAUGAGGAGGACGUCCCCCCUGCCGCCGGCCGGGAGCAGCAGAGGGAUUGGGUAGACGAGGACGAACCCGAGGAGGAGUCCGAGGUUCUUUUGUCUCCGGCUGGAGCAUCCAUCGUGGAGAUGCUGAAACGGCACCACCGCGAUGGGACCGACCCUCCGGAAUGGCUCAUGUCUCUUUUGCUGCCCGCCAACUCGCGAAAGGACUAG
This is a messenger RNA of Ectocarpus sp. CCAP 1310/34, 1025 nucleotides long. NCBI's taxonomy places the organism in Eukaryota, Phaeophyceae, Ectocarpales, Ectocarpaceae. The record is from the annotation of a GenBank genome assembly.